Messenger RNA from Suillus plorans, 1061 nucleotides. Its product is annotated as NADP-dependent oxidoreductase domain-containing protein. The record is from RefSeq and is a predicted model, not a curated record. Bases 28 to 918 code for a protein of 296 amino acids. Lineage: Eukaryota; Fungi; Basidiomycota; Agaricomycetes; Boletales; Suillaceae. The transcript is spliced from 6 exons. Gene Ontology annotation, molecular function: oxidoreductase activity.
CAAUGCACCGCAUGCAAACGCCGCCCUAUGAGCCCAGUACCUUGUACUAUACCGAGUCCUGCUGACAGCUCUGUAAGACAGAAUCCUGGCAUGAAUUUAGCUCCGAAAUUGAUCUAUGGAACAGCAUGGAAGGGAGACAGAACAGCCCACCUUGUGAUAAGCGCCUUCCUGCAAGGCUUCCGAGCUGUAGACACAGCAUGUCAGCCAAAACACUACAGAGAAGAUCUUGUGGGAGAGGCCUUAGAGAUCCUCCAAGACAAGCAUAGUGUAAAGCGAGAAGAUGUCUACAUUCAAACAAAAUUCACACCCUUUGAUGGUCAAGAUCCAACCAAGCCUCUCCCAUAUAAUCCCCGAGACAGUAUCCCUGCCCAGAUCAAAAGUUCCCUUUCCAAAUCACUAAUUAACUUGCAUACGUCAUAUCUCGAUGCUUAUCUUCUUCACUCUCCUCUUCAAACCUUGCCCUUAACGCUAGAAGCCUGGCGUACGCUCAUGGCUGCACAAGAUGAGGGGACUGUGCGCGCUAUCGGAAUUAGCAAUGUGUACGAUGUUGGAGUACUGAAAGCGCUAGAAAAAGAAAGAAAGGUGCAGAUCGUACAAAACAGGUGGUUUGAAGGCAAUGCCUGGGACAAAGAGGUCUGGGCGUACUGUAAGGCGAAUGGAAUUGUCUACCAGUCGUUCUGGACACUGACGGGUUCCCCGGCGUUACUGACACACUCCCACACCACUUCUCUUGCCGAUAAGCUAGACGUCACGGCCGCGCAGGUACUCUUCAAACUUGCUCAACUAAACAACGUCGUCCCUCUAAGUGGAACUACGAGUGAACUGCAUAUGCAGCAUGAUCUCGCUGCAGAGCGCAUAGUAUUCAAGGAAGAGGUGCUCGAUGAUUAUAAAAGAAUUACAGAUCUGAUAUGGAGAUGAGGAAGACAGUGCAUACUGUGCACCACUUACUUUAAAACGAGUAUAGUACAACGAUAGUUAUGAAGUUAUGACCAUUCCCUGACACUUUUCCAUGAUUGCGACAUUGUUACUACAGUAACUCCAUGCUUACCAGGUGGUGACAA